Diabrotica balteata is the source of this 1633-nucleotide messenger RNA. Lineage: Eukaryota; Metazoa; Arthropoda; Insecta; Coleoptera; Chrysomelidae. The record is from the annotation of a GenBank genome assembly.
AUCUUCACGGGGCCUAAAAUGAAAAUGGAGCAGAAGUGAAAAUAGUGCUUAUUUAUCUAUGUUUAUUAUUAUUUACUUUAUAAUCAAUAUCGUAUAUGAAGUGAAUUAAUUUUUCGCACGUCAGGCAUUGCUUUUGGGUUUUAGAUUUGGCUGAGGUGGUAAAAUUAUUAUUGAAUUACAUAAAUCAAUUUUAACCAAAUGGAAGUUAUAAAACAAGAAAUUUGUGAGGAGACCUGUAAAAUAGAAAUAGAGAACAAAGAAUUGGAUGAUGCUCUUUUGAAUAGCUUUAAAUAUGAAAUUAAGGAGCAAUCAAAUGUAGACAAUACAGAUUAUACUUUUGAUCCUUUAGAUUUGAAGGAAUUUCCAAUAAAGAAUGAAAUGGAACAAAAUCAAAAUGAACUUAUCUGUUUUAAAGAAAAACAAAAAUCCAAAGAAGGUUAUAUCCAAGAUGAACAAAAAAUGGAAAAUAUGGAGACACUUAUUAUUGGAGAUUCAUCUUACGAAGAAAAUUAUAUGAGUGAACACUCUGAAGGAAAGACAUUAAAUAAAACGAUGAAAAUUGCGGCUGGACAAAGACCUUACAAGUGCGAAAUUUGUUUUAAACAGUUUUCUUACAAAUGUUAUUUAAAAACACAUUUGAGAGUACAUUCUGGGAAAAAACCUUACAAAUGUGAAAUGUGUUUUAAUCAGUUUAAUACUACAAGUGACUUGAAAAGACAUUUGAGAACUCAUACUGGAGAAAAACCUUAUACGUGUGAAAUUUGUUUAAAACAAUUUAGUGAAGCAGGUACAUUAAAAACACAUUUGAGAGUGCAUACUGGGGAACUACCUUACACAUGUGAAAUUUGUUUAAAACGGUUUAUUACUAGAAGUAGUUGGAAAAGCCAUUUGGUAACACAUACUGGAGAAAAACCUUAUGAGUGUGAAAUUUGUUUUAAGCAAUUUAGUCAAACAGGUCAUUUGAAAAGACAUUUGAGAGUGCACACUGGAGAAAAAUCUUAUAAGUGUGAAAUUUGCUUUAAGCAAUUUAGUCGAGCAGAAAAUUUAAAAGUACAUUUGAGAGUGCACACUGGAGAAAAAUCUUAUAAGUGUGAAAUUUGUUUUAAGCAAUUUAGUCGAGCAGAACAUUUGAAAGUACAUUUGAGAGUGCACACUGGAGAAAAAUCUUAUAAGUGUGAAAUUUGUUUUAAACAAUUUAGUCGAGCAGAGCAUUUGAAAGUACAUUUGAGAGUGCACUCUGGAGAAAAAUCUUAUGAGUGUGAAAUUUGUUUUAAACAGUUUUCUCAGGCAGGUUCAUUGAAAACACACAAGUGCACACUAAAGAAACACUUUAUUAAGUGUGAAACUUGUUUUAAGCAAUUUAGUCAAGCAGGUCAUUUAAAAAGACAUUUGAGAGUGCACGCUGGAGAAAAAUCUUAGAAGUUUGAAAUUUGUUUUAAGCAGUUUUCUCUUCCAGUAUUUAAUAUGAAACAAAUAAAUUUGAUUUUGUUGUGAUUUUACGUUUUGUAUUUUUGUAUUCUUUUAAUUAUUUUAGUUUUAUCUAUUUUAUGCAAAAGUUCUUUUAAGAACACUGUUAAAAUUAAGAACUGUAAAAGUGAGGAAAUAAUUGUAAAAUAAAAAAGUAGAUAUACCU